CGAAUGACAGACGACGUGAUGAGCGGGAAAACGCAUGAAAUUGGACAUAACAACUCAUCAGUUCUAUGCCAAAGGGCAGCACAAACAGUUUGGCGUUGAAAAGUGUGUGGCGAUCGUGAAAGUGACGGGUGGUUAGACACCGUAAAAAUUUCGUAACACACACAAACAAAAAAUUGUGCUAAGUGUGUUUCUUUUAUUUAUGUUCACUGUCCAUCCCAAGCAAUUAAGAGUUCAUUGAUUUGAACGCUUUUAACUCAUUACUGUGAUUUUUUGCCACUUCAAAUUUUGCUUGGGAACUAAAAAGGAGACUUGAGCACUGCUUCAGCGUUUCAAAUGCAAAGAAAUCGUUUUUUGGUGUUUCUUGUCUGUGGAUUCGUAAUACUAACUUUACCGAAAUUUAAUGGAUCCACAUUUAUUGCUCAUCAUAUUCAUAAAUGGAAGGCGUUGAAGACUUCAAUGCGUUAUGUGCAGGAGGCUAUGCUGCGUACAAGUUUAAAUCGUGCAACUCCAAACCACGGAAUCGUUUUCGAAUGUCGUACAACUUCCAAUUUGCGUUUAGGAGAUGAAGUACACUUCGAGUUGCAACUGGGAGAUAUGCGCGGUUUUCACCGCUUGGACCCACGUCGCAAGUUGGCAUUAUUUCUACACGGUUGGAACGACGAAGGCAGCAAGGGCUGGGUGCAAGACAUGUUAAAAACUUGGACACACUUCGAUCCGUAUUAUAGCGUUUGUGUUGUUGAUUGGGGUCAUCUCUCGCAGGUAGAUUACAAGACUGCCUCUAUGUCGAUAUUUGAUGUUGGUCUCACAGUGGCUGGCAUCAUUAUGUCUAUGGAGAAUUUACGACCCGAAUACUUCUCCCGUCGCAAUGUCACAUUGGCUGGCUACAGUUUGGGCGCACAUGCCGCUGGCUAUGCGGGUGCAAUGCUUAACGGAGAGCUGGAGCAAAUCAUAGGUCUUGAUCCGGCCGGACCGCUCUUUACAUUGCCAGCCGUUGUAUCGCCAGAUUUUCGUCUGGAUCCCACAGACGCGCAAUACGUACAAGUGCUGCACACAUCGGCGGGCACUUUGGGAGCUGGCUUAAAAAUGGGACAUGCCGAUUUUUAUCCCAAUGGCGGAAAGGCGCCCCAACGCCAUUGCAAAGUACUGGUUGCGGACAUGCAGAAUAAUGCGGUAGCGUGCAGCCACAGCUCGUCGGCUGUGUUUUUCAAGCAAUCCAUGAAUCCGGCGUUUCCGUUCGUGGGCAACCAUUGCAGCAGCUAUGAUAAUUUUGUGCACGGUCUCUGUACGCAGGGUCACCGCGGACGUUUUGGCAUACAUUCACAACGCCGCAGUCAUGGCAAUUUCUACUUCGUCACCGAACCGCAGCCGCCAUACGUGCAACGAAGACUGUGGCCACGACGUCGUCAUCAACAUUAUCAACAGCAACAGCAACAGUGGUGGCGCCGACAUAAGGUGCGCGCUUCAUCGGCUUUGGGACGUAGCGCUUUAAGGCAGACGCUAUCCACCGCAGCGGAUGUGAAGGCAAUGCAAACGUGGCAGCGCAAAUGGCGGCGGUGGCGGCGUGUGUAUUACUGAUGACAUUGUUGCUUGCACGUUGGCGUUGUGGCAA
Messenger RNA from Bactrocera latifrons, 1609 nucleotides. RefSeq names its product pancreatic lipase-related protein 2. The transcript is spliced from 4 exons. The coding region runs from base 334 to 1575 and encodes 413 amino acids. The record is from RefSeq and is a predicted model, not a curated record. Lineage: Eukaryota; Metazoa; Arthropoda; Insecta; Diptera; Tephritidae. Gene Ontology annotation, molecular function: lipase activity.